CGGCUCCACCAAUUUAUUGUGUUCCAUCUAUUGACACGAUUUUGCCUUCAUUUGUAACAUACACACGUUUUGUAUGUCUUUGUAGCCAAGUCAAGAUUGGCCCUUUGUUGUACUCAUGCCACCACCCAACACUAGCGUAUAACAAAAGUUUUUUCUCGUAUUUUCUCUUUCACCCUUCCGAUCAACCAAACUGCGACUCUCCAUUCAUAAUUCGCAUAUUUUCCUAACCAACUUCUCCUAAACCUUUCUCAGAAUAUAUACUCUACAUAUAUAUAAUCCAUUCUCUAUCAUCUCUCUUAACAAGCAGCUUCACUGAACCCGAUCGAAGAGCCACAGUCUUAAUCACACACCAAGCCCUUUUCUUCAAUCUCACAUCACAUGGAAACCCUACUUCUCCUCUUCACCCUAACUGCAGCUGCCUCUGCAUAUCUUCUCUGGUUCUAUCUACUUUCAAGAAAAUUGACCGGUCCCAAAGUAUGGCCUCUUUGCGGAUCUCUUCCUGCUCUCUUCAUGAACCGGAGAAGAAUCCACGACUGGAUCACCGGGAAUCUCCGUGAAACAGGUGGCGCCGCCACUUACCAAACUAGUACGAUCGCCAUUCCUUUCUUUGCUCUCAAACAAGGGUUCUAUACAGUCACUUGUCACCCGAAAAAUAUCGAGCACAUUCUUCGAACCCGGUUCGAUAAUUACCCCAAAGGUCCUACGUGGCAGACCGCGUUCCACGAUUUGUUAGGGGAAGGAAUUUUCAAUAGUGAUGGUGACACGUGGCUUAUUCAACGCAAGACUGCAGCUCUUGAGUUCACGACCCGGACUUUGAGACAAGCCAUGGCUCGCUGGGUUAACCGAACCAUCAAGAAUCGGUUAUGGACGAUUUUGGAUAAAGCGGCUAAAGAGAAGGUACAUGUGGACUUACAGGAUUUGUUGCUUCGUUUAACGUUUGAUAACAUUUGUGGGCUCACUUUCGGAAAAGAUCCGGAAACCCUCUCGCCGGAUCUAUCCGAUAACCCGUUUUCGCUUGCAUUUGACACCGCCACUGAAGCAACUCUUCAACGUCUCCUGUAUCCGGGGUUUUUGUGGAGAUUGGAGAAGUUUUUCGCUUUUGGAGCUGAGAAGAGAUUGAGAAAAAGCCUUCAAGUUGUCGAAAAUUACAUGGACGAUGCCAUAGCAACGCGUAAAUUGUCUCCGUCAGAUGACUUGCUGUCGCGAUUCAUGAAGAGAACGGACAUUAACGGCAACCACUUCGCAACCUCCGUCCUCCAACGAAUUGCACUGAACUUUGUCCUGGCCGGACGUGACACGUCAUCGGUUGCUCUCAGCUGGUUCUUUUGGCUUGUCAUGAACAACCCUGAAGUUGAAGAGAAGAUCAUCAAAGAAAUAUCAGGCGUUCUCAGAGAGACACGUGGCGAUGACCAUAAGAAAUGGCUUGAGGAGCCUCUUGACUUCGAUGAAGCCGAUAAAUUGAUCUUUCUCAAAGCGGCUUUGGCGGAGACACUCCGGCUCUACCCAUCUGUGCCAGAAGAUUUCAAGUAUGUUGUCUCGGACGAUGUUCUGCCAGAUGGUACAUAUGUACCGGCCGGUUCAACUGUCACUUAUUCUAUCUACUCUGUUGGGAGAAUGAAGAGCAUAUGGGGUGAGGAUUGCAUGGAAUUCAAACCGGACCGGUGGUUGUCCCAAGAAGGUGACCGUUUUGAGCCCCCGAAAGAUGGUUAUAAGUUUGUGGCCUUCAAUGCUGGACCGAGGUCUUGUUUGGGGAAGGAUUUGGCUUAUCUGCAAAUGAAGUCCGUGGCUUCAGCUGUGCUGUUGCCUUAUCGGCUUUCGUUGGUUCCCGGUCAUCGCGUAGAGCAGAAGAUGUCUCUCACUCUCUUUAUGAAGAACGGGUUUCACGUAUACUUGCAUCCUCGUGUUCUUGCAUAAAAGGGGGGCCACUUUCGAUUGUCACUGUGAGCUGAUUUUAUAUUUCUCUAAAGUAAGAGGGGCAAUAUAGUUAUCAUGGUUGGGCUUUGUUGUCUUUAAUGCUAAUAAGUAAUGAAGGUUUUUUUUUUUUUUUAAUUUUAUCAUUUAGUGUUUUCUAUUUGGGCUGUUGUAUUAUAUAUAUAUGCAAACACACGCUCAUCUAAAUUGGAGAGCGCACAAAAUGUAAUUGGAAUUUAAGAUUGAAAGUUCUAUACCGUUAAAGUUCAUAUCAUUGGUAUCAA
Molecule: messenger RNA, 2195 nt
Organism: Tripterygium wilfordii
Lineage: Eukaryota; Viridiplantae; Streptophyta; Magnoliopsida; Celastrales; Celastraceae
Product: cytochrome P450 86A1-like
Exons: 1
Coding region: 379-1914 (511 amino acids)
Molecular function (GO): heme binding; monooxygenase activity; iron ion binding
Source: RefSeq, a predicted model, not a curated record